Molecule: messenger RNA, 4357 nt
Organism: Brienomyrus brachyistius
Lineage: Eukaryota; Metazoa; Chordata; Actinopteri; Osteoglossiformes; Mormyridae
Gene: col6a2
Product: collagen, type VI, alpha 2
Exons: 28
Coding region: 199-3231 (1010 amino acids)
Source: RefSeq, a predicted model, not a curated record
CUCUAAGCAAAGUUUAGUCUGUCGGAGAGGCGCAAAGAGGGUCUUGCUGCUAGACGCUCCUGCCACUUCUUGACUCCGUUUUUCUGGACUUUCCACUUAAUUCCCUUUUUUGUAGGAAUGUAUAAACCUAGUUAGUAUCCAACUUGCUGAUUGGAAACUUCUCUUUCUCUUUAUCAGUUGCAGGUCAGAUGAGAUAAAAUGCAGCACAUAGCCAUCUCUUUGUGCCUCUUGAUGACAUUGGCUGUACAUGGGCUGUCUGCACCACAAUGCUUUGAAAGUGCAGGAAGUACUGAAUGCCCCAUCAAUUUGUACUUUGUCAUUGACACCUCUGAGACUAUUGCUCUGCUGGAGCGCCCCCCCGGAAGACUGGUUAAUAUGAUCCAAGAAUUUGUGACAGAUUUCGUCAGAAAGCUCUCAGACGAAGAUUACAGGGGUUCGGUGCAGAUGACGUGGUCAGUGGGAGGUCUACAUUUCUCCGAGAAACAGGAGAUCAUCAGCGACAUCACCACCAAAGAAGAAUUCAUCUCGAGGCUUUCACGUAUCGACUACCUGGGGAAAGGCACCCACAUCGAUUGUGCCCUAGACAGAAUGACCAGCAUUAUGUCCAGCAAGAGGGCAAACAACACAGUACAGUUUGCUGUGGUCAUUACGGACGGGCACGUCACGGCCAACCCCUGUAACGGGAUCAAGGCGGCAGCUGAGCGUGCGAAGGACCAUAAGAUUCAGCUGUUUUCUGUAGCAGCCACGAAGAACGUGGAAGAGAAUGGAAUGAGGGAAAUCGCAAGCAGCCCCGUGGAGCUGUACCGUGACCGUUACGUGGCGGUCACUUCCGACGGCCGUAUUGCCACUCAAGUUAGUGACACCAUCAUCAAAAAAAUGAAACAUAAAGCCUUUGAGCAGUGCUACAAAUUAAGAUGCUUGGAGAAUGUGGGUCCUCCUGGUCCGAAAGGUCACAGAGGUCAAAAAGGAGCUAAAGGAACCACUGGUGACCCUGGUCCCAAGGGUGAUAAAGGUCGACAGGGUGACCCUGGUAUAGAAGGUCCUAUUGGAUACCCUGGACCAAAGGGUAGCACUGGUCCUAAAGGUGACAAGGGUGAAUUGGGAUUUCAAGGCAGUAAGGGUGUGGCUGGAGACUCAGGAUUGAAUGGAACUGAUGGACAAAAGGGUAAACCUGGGCGCAUUGGAGCUCCCGGUUGUAAAGGGGACCCAGGAGAACCGGGACCUCGAGGCUACUUUGGCGAUGUGGGUGCUGAUGGACCACCUGGAAGCGUCGGAGAAAAGGGAGACCGUGGCCGUCCUGGGCGAUCAGGACCUCCUGGUCCAGCAGGAGACCCUGGACAAAAGGCUGAGAGGGGAACUUCAGGACAACCUGGCCAACCUGGAGAUAAAGGAACUAAAGGAACACCUGGAGAUCCUGGACCUAAAGGAGAACCUGGUAGAAGGGGUAACUCAGGGCCUAAAGGGACACAAGGCCGUCCAGGUCCCAAAGGGGAAAAGGGUGAAGGGGGGCCCGAGGGGCCGAGAGGCCUUCAGGGUGAAACGGGAAACAAGGGAGCCAAGGGGGAUAAUGGGCUUCCAGGACCAAGAGGUCCCUCAGGGGAGCCAGGAGUAUCUGGGAGAAAUGGUUCCCGUGGAGAACAAGGUGACCCUGGACCUAGGGGAGAACCUGGCCUAGAAGGACCAAAGGGUGACUCCGGAAGACCUGGCUACAGUUAUCCUGGACCAAGGGGAACAUCGGGAGAUCGAGGGGAGAAGGGAAAGCCAGGACUCAGGGGAAGCCGUGGAGAAUGUGGUCAAAAGGGAGAACCUGGAGUGAAGGGACCACUUGGAGCACCGGGUGAGCCUGGUCCUAAUGGAGAACCUGGGCCAAGGGGACCUAGAGGUGAUCCUGGUGGCGAUGGAGAUCCUGGACCAGAUGGUGAACCGGGGCUUAAUGAAUGUGACGUCAUGUCCUACGUGAGAGAGACGUGUGGAUGCUGCGACUGCGAGAAGCACUGUGGGGCCGCGGACAUUGUCUUUGUGAUCGACAGCUCCGAAAGUGUGGGGCUGUCCAACUUCAACUUGGAGAAAAAAUUUGUCAUCAACACCCUUAGCAGACUGGGCUCCAUUGAAAAGGACCCCAGCUCCAGCAAGGGUGUCCGUGUGGGUGUGGUACAGUUCAGCCACAACGGUACCUUCCAGGCCAUCCGACUCGAUGAUGCGCGAGUCAACUCCUUGUCCGCAUUCAAAGAGGAAGUGAAGAAGCUAGAAUGGAUUGCCGGCGGUACCUGGACGGCAUCUGCUCUGAAGUUCGCCUAUGAGCAGCUGAUCCGAGGCAGCCGUCGCGCCAAGGCCAGAGUGAUGGCGGUGGUGAUCACAGACGGCCGCUAUGACCCCCGCGAUGAUGACAGCAAUCUACAGUACCUCUGCAAUGAUCCCCUCAUAGACGUCAACGCCAUUGGAAUCAGCGACACCUUUAAUCAGACGGAGGUGCCUGAGACGCUGGGCUCCAUCGCUUGCCACAGACCAAACCGGGUCAGCCGCUUGCACAACUUCACUGAGCUGUUGGCCGAAAGCUUCAUUGACCAGAUGGAGAACACGCUUUGUCCUGAUCCUCAAAUUGUGUGUCCUGACCUGCCAUGCAAAACAGAACCAUCUGUGGCCAUCUGCAUCCAGCGCCCCGUUGACCUCGUCUUCAUGCUGGAUGGCUCGGAGCGGAUGGACCAGGAGGACUUCCGGAAGGUGCGCGAGUUCUUGGAGAGUGUGGCACGCCGGCUAGUGCUGGCGCACGGUGACACGGAUGAGAUGCACGCCCGCCUGGCCCUGGUGCACUACGGCGAUGAUCGCACGCAACGUGCCGUCUUCCGGCUGAUGCGCGACGCCGACGAGAUCGCAGAUUCCCUCAGCCGCAUGACCUAUAUGGAUUCCUCCUCGAACGUAAGCGCCGCCAUCACAUACGCCAUCGACCACAUCAUCUCACACCAGCGGGUCCAGCAAGUUCGGCGCAAUGCCGAGCUCUCCUUCGUCUUCAUCACCGACGGCUACACAUCCACCGAGGGCCUGGACGAGGCUCUCAGCAGCAUGCGGAAGCAGGACGUAGUGCCCACCGUAGUGGCGCUCGGCAGUGAUGUGGACGAUGCCGUCCUACUGAAGCUCGCCUUGGGCGACAGGUCGGCCAUUUUCAGGGGCCACAACUACGCGGCACUCUCCAAGCCAAGCUUCUUCGAACGUUUCAUCCGAUGGGUAUGUUAGUGUGAAGGAGAGGGGGAGAAACCAGGGCAGGAAUUGCAAGAAGAAAGUUCUAGAAACAAAAAAUAUCCAGCCAAUGUUUUCUGAGCGUCAUAUCGUGAUAUGAUUAUGUUACAGUCAGUCACUUUUUUUAUCUUCAUGGGAUUAAUUAAAAAAAAAAUGUAUUUCCUUUAAGGUGCUAAAGUGCAAGAGGUGUGUGUAUGUAUCUUUUUGUUUUUUCUUUCCAGAUUUACACAUUUUUAAAUGUUCCAGUCUGGACCGGAAAGUCCGCUCUGGAUUUAGGUUUUUAUGCCAUCUUCAAGUUUCAGACCAGUGUAAUAAAAAUGGCAGCUUACUGCCAAAAUAGUCACGCAGUGUCUUUAAAUCUGUUCACUUACGUAGUGUAUUGCAUUUUCACAAGUGCUUAAAGGUAGAUUUUCCUGAGGAAAUGAAGAAAAUUCCAAAUAAGCCAAUGCAGGAAACGAUAUUCCCAAAGCUGCUGGGAAAAUAUGGCUGUACGGUAUAAAAUUUUUAAUUGUAAGGUACCUAUUACAGUCCGUUAGUCGUGGGUAGACUGGCUGGUGAUUAGUGGUUAUGAUGAAGUGGUCCGGAUGUUGUAGGCAAAGUCUGUUUGGUGGGAGGGUUUGGGCAGAGAGGACUGCAUCUGGCUCAGUUCAGUCAGUCACAAAUCAGCUUUAUUCUGAGAAAUCUGUACCCUGCACAUCCCAGAGAGCUGGCAGGGAAACCAUAACGCAGCAUAAAAACAGUCCUUUUAACUUUCAACGUUUGUUUGGGGCUAAAGUGAACAUAUCCAUACAAAAUUGUGAAAAUGGAGAAAGUCAAAAUGUAGAAACCGUACAGCAGACCUGAAAUCACUGCUGUCUGGAUUCAGGAUUUGAACAUUUAAAAGUGUAAAAUGUAUUCAUGCACUGAAAGGUACUAGUCACGAAAAAGGCAUGUUUCCUGCAGACACUUGUUUUAAUGUUUCGCAAAAUGUAAUGGAGUCUGGACAUCGGACGAACCGACACAAAACAACACGCAUGAGUAUUAUGUGCAAGGUGUUCUAAUAAUUCUCUUGGUCCCUGAAGGGAUCAAGUAAUUUUUUAACCUCAGGCUUCAGGUAUAUGUUCAAUAAAAACAAUGAUAUUAA